GUUAUGGAGGAGACAUAGCUAGCUUCGGAAUGAAGAUCGAAAUCGCAGAAACAGAAGACAUCCCCCAACUUUCCAAUUUCCUUGAUCUGGUGGUACAAGCAAGGAACAUAAGAUUUCAGACAGAGAAUGUCAAAGUUUGAACGGGAAGACAUUCUCCUGGUUCUUCUUGUUUGUCUUCUCCUAGAAAAGUACCUAGGUGGGAUGCCAAGCUUUCAUCAUUUAAGUUAGCUUCACGCCAAUUCGGUUUGUCCCCAUCUUUGUAAUCAAAGAGUGGGAAGAGGGUUUGGAAAAUGCAGGCACUAGUCCAAGUCCAAGGAUUAACAUCGUUGCAGGGAGCGGUGCUGAGAAGUUCCGCUGCGAAGCAGAACAUAAUGCCUCGUGUGGCCUCCUCUUCUUCCUCCGCGGAAGAGAAAGGGCUACAGAACAUGACUGUGGCGGAUGUGUUGAUGACAAAGAGAGAAGAAAAAGUCAGUUCUUGGUUCUGGUGCCGCACUACUGAUUCUGCCCAUGAAGCAGCCAAGAAUAUGGCAAAGAACAAUAUUGGGUCACUGGUGGUUCUCAAGCCUGGAGAUCAACAGUACAUCGCAGGAAUUAUCACAGAAAGAGUAAUAGCACAAGGGAGAUCUUCAAAGUACACAAAAGUUGGGGAGAUCAUGACCGAUGAGAACAAGUUGAUAACGGUGGCAGAAGACACCAACAUUCUGAAGGCAAUGCAACUAAUGACAGACCACCACAUUAGGCAUGCCCCUGUCAUCGACGGAAAUAUAGUUGGCAUGAUUUCUAUUGUAGAUGUUUUCGAGCAGUCGUAGAGCAGCAAACUGGGGAGUUGAAGAGGCUAAAUGGCUACAUUCAAGGAGGCUACUAUUGAAAUUGUGUUGUAAACAUCUGAAAACGGUUGAUACAUCAUAUCCUGCUUUCUAAUUGAUCUAUCAAAGAUUUCUACUAAAAAAAACCCCCACAUGGGAACAAGCCACACUCAUUGAACAUUUUAUUACAGAAUGUCAUGACGAUAGUAAAGCAUCAGAAAGAAC
Molecule: messenger RNA, 1031 nt
Organism: Linum trigynum
Lineage: Eukaryota; Viridiplantae; Streptophyta; Magnoliopsida; Malpighiales; Linaceae
Source: the annotation of a GenBank genome assembly